AUGUGGUUGUAUGCCUACCACCGACCAAGCGACCCAGACUCGUUUGGAAUGUGGCUGCGGUUGGCACAGUCCGUCAGCAGCCACCCGAACAAGCGUCCAGCCAUUGGCCGUGAGAAUGAUGAUGCCGAGGUGGUGUUGGGAGCACACGGCGGCGGCGUCUCGACACGCUGUACUGCUGCAGACCCCGACGGAGUUCUGCAGCAAGUCAAGAGAUGUCAAGAUAAGACAAGAUGCCUGCCGGUGCUUCUGCGACAUGACCCCGUAUUUUUGAUUGACAUUCGCAUGGCGAGGUUGCAUUGGACCCGAUUAUGGGUGUACGCGCAUUACUGUGGCCGAAGUGUCCCAUGUGAGAAGUAG
Messenger RNA from Metarhizium album ARSEF 1941, 357 nucleotides. RefSeq lists its product as uncharacterized. The transcript has a single exon. NCBI's taxonomy places the organism in Eukaryota, Fungi, Ascomycota, Sordariomycetes, Hypocreales, Clavicipitaceae. Bases 1 to 357 code for a protein of 118 amino acids. The record is from RefSeq and is a predicted model, not a curated record.